GGAGGCGGCCGGGCCGGGCCGGCCGGGCGGAGGCACCAUGCAGGCGCGGCGCUUGGCCAAGCGCUCCAGCAUGGGCAGCCGGCGGCUGAGCGCGGCGGCGCCGCAGGUGGACGCGGUCCGGCCCCCCAAGCCCGAGAGCGCCUGGAGGCCGCCCCGGCGGGAGGGCUCCGCUGCGGCGCUGGAGGAAGAGGACGAAGAAGAGGACGUGGUGGUUGAGGUGGAGGAGGAAGAGGAGGAGGAGGAGGGCGGCCUGGGGAGCGCCCCCCCGGCGCUGGCCGGCCACGGCAAGGGCCCCCUCCGGGGGAGCCUUAAGGCAGCCAACAUCAAGCGUGAAAUGACCUUCCAUGCAUUUCAACAGGAGGAUGUAAAAAGUGACAUCAGUCGAAAACUGCCAGACCAACAGUUUCUCCUGUUCACCACAAAGGAGGAAGAUUUAAAAACAGCAGAGACCAAAAAACUUAACAGAGCUCAUGAGUGUGAAAAGGAAAACACACGUUCUGUUUGUCUUCUGGAACAGAAGCGCAAGGUUGUUUCUUCAAAUAUUGAUGUGCCUCCAGCAAGGAAAUCUUCAGAAGAACUGGACAUGGAUAAAGUAACAGCAGCCAUGGUACUCACCAGUUUAUCCACCAGCCCUUUGGUCCGCAGCCCUCCUGUCCGACCCAAUGAAUCCCUGAAUGGAUCUUGGAAAGAAGGAGGAUUUGUGCCUUCUAGUACCAGCAGCAGUGGAUACUGGAGCUGGAAUGCUCCCAGUGACCAGUCCAACCCAUCCACCCCAUCUCCACCUCUGUCAGCUGAUAGCUUCAAAGCUUUUCGGACACCUUCCCAGCCAGAUGAUGGUAUUGAUGAAGGUGAAACAAGCAACCUUCUCUUCGAUGAACCCAUUCCUAGGAAGAGAAAGAACUCCAUGAAGGUGAUGUUCAAAUGCCUGUGGAAGAACUGUGGGAAGGUGCUGAGCACAGCUGCAGGGAUUCAGAAACACAUACGGACCAUUCACCUUGGACGUGUAGGAGAGUCUGACUACAGUGAUGGAGAGGAGGAUUUUUACUAUACAGAAAUCAGGCUCAACACGGACUCAGUAGCUGAUGGCUUAAGCAGUCUUUCCCCAGUGUCUCCAUCUUUAGCAUCUCCUCCUUCCUUUCCCACCCAAGACACAAUCCGUCCUGAAACUUCCUGUGCCAAAACCGAGACUAAAGUGAUGACACCUCUGAGCCGGUCAGCUCCUACCAACCUCUACCUCGUACACACGGACCAUGCUUACCAGGCCACUCCUCCGGUGAACAUUCCAGGGUCAGCAAAGUUCACUCCCAAUGGCAGUAGCUUUAGCAUCUCUUGGCAGUCGCCUCCAGUUACCUUCACCGGCAUUCCAGUCUCACCAACCCAUAAUCGUCCUGCAGGGAGUGGAGAGCAGAAACAGUCCCACACAGUUCUUUCAUCACCGCCUAGAGUAGCAUUUGGCUUGAGGAAGCCUAGAGGGGAGGGGAAAAAGUGUCGGAAGGUCUAUGGGAUGGAGAACAGAGAUAUGUGGUGCACUGCCUGCCGAUGGAAGAAGGCCUGCCAAAGGUUCAUCGACUAAUGAUUGAAAUUAUGCAGAGGAUUUGGGGAGGGGGAGGACAACAGCAGAAGCAGAUUGCUGCAGCUGCACGGAUCACUUCCCAUUUUCCCCUCCAGUGAUGUGGUGUUGGGGGUUUUGGUUUUUUGG
Pyrgilauda ruficollis (rufous-necked snowfinch) is the source of this 1699-nucleotide messenger RNA. RefSeq names its product zinc finger protein 704 (gene ZNF704). The transcript is spliced from 9 exons. The record is from RefSeq and is a predicted model, not a curated record. Bases 38 to 1573 code for a protein of 511 amino acids. Lineage: Eukaryota; Metazoa; Chordata; Aves; Passeriformes; Passeridae. Gene Ontology annotation, molecular function: RNA polymerase II cis-regulatory region sequence-specific DNA binding; DNA-binding transcription factor activity. Gene Ontology annotation, biological process: regulation of transcription by RNA polymerase II. Gene Ontology annotation, cellular component: nucleus.